AUGGCAGCAGCGUCGUGGAUUCUCGUUUUAAUUUGUAUGGGUUGUAUUCUCAGCACAUACAGCGUUGAUUUAAGAAAGUUAAACAGAAGACAGAACCGCCGACGGAACGAGUCUGAUUUGUUGAUUCAACAACUUGACGACCUCACAAGGAAAUACUCGGCGCUUGAACAGUCUUUUCAACAGUUGCUUAAGAGCAAUGCGGCUCUACGGGCAACAGUGAUAGGCCAGACCGAACGAGUUGAUCAGUUGCACUCCACGGCUAAACGCCUUCCCAUUAUAGCAACCGAUGUAGAAAACCUCAAAACAAGAGCAGGCAAAAUGGAAGAAAAGGUAAAUGAAAUAAGCGGCGAGCGUUUUUUGCAGUUUCCAAGGAGUUCCGGUGUGGCAUCCAUUGACUCUGUUAAUGGAGACAUAGCAAUUGAAGAUUGGAUAAACAGUGUGAGUAGAGACGACAUUCUGGACCUUAUUAAAAGUUUUGCCAAAAACGAUUUAUUUAUUGAAAAAAGAUUAUCACUAGAGAGUGAAGAAGGAAAAGAAGAAACGCUGGAGGAAGAAACCAUGGCAACUAUUGGCAAGGCGCUCGUGAAACUCGUGACAGAGGAAAAGACAGACAGUACAUCAAAGGGCAACACUGAUGUACGGUAUGAUAUUGUGCAAUCAUCGAGUGAUGACAAUAACCGAACAGAGCAGCAAGUGGUUACAAGCGAACAUCCUCGUCCCAGGGGUAUUUUUCUGAGAGCAAUCGCUGAGCACAUCAGAGAAAGUAGAUCUGCCGUAUACAGAGACGAUACACCAAUGGGCAUUACAAGAAUAACAAGGGGAACAACUAAAAAAUCAAAAGGCAAAAAGGUCGCAUUCUCUCUCAUCCGCACCACACCGUUACUAGGCAACGCAAGUGGUCCUCAAGUAGUCACAUUUGAUCAAGACUUGGUGAGGAAAGGAAAAGGACUGGAUAAAGCUGAAGGUGUUUUCACUUGUGCGACACAGGGAAUUUAUUAUUUUUCGUACAAUAUGCGUACCUACGAUCACAAACAUCUUGGAGUUGCGCUGAUGUUGAACGACGAGCCAGUGGUUGGUAUGACAGCCGACGCCAGCGACCGGAAGGUGAUGCAGUCCCAGAGUGCAAUGCUGUCACUGAAAGUCGGUGAUCAGGUUUGGCUCAUGCUUGGACCUUCAGAGGACUUCGCCCUCUAUGGCAACGAUUUUAAUUACUGCACAUUUAAUGGAAUGCUGUUAUAUCCAGGCAAAUGA
Saccoglossus kowalevskii is the source of this 1251-nucleotide messenger RNA. RefSeq lists its product as uncharacterized. Gene Ontology annotation, molecular function: protein binding. The record is from RefSeq and is a predicted model, not a curated record. Lineage: Eukaryota; Metazoa; Hemichordata; Enteropneusta; Harrimaniidae.